This is a messenger RNA of Amoebophrya sp. A25, 3692 nucleotides long. The record is from the annotation of a GenBank genome assembly. Lineage: Eukaryota; Dinophyceae; Syndiniales; Amoebophryaceae.
UGUUAGUCUUUCCCUCUUGAACUCAAAAAGCAAGACUAUAGCCAACUCUCAGUAAGUAUUCAAUAUAGAAGAUUAUCCAGGUUUUUAUCAUCCUUCAAAAUACCUUACCGCCCUACUCAUUGUCAUUCUUGUAGUUCUAGACUCAUACAUCUACUUUCGAAUAGGAAUAGAAAUACUAAUAGAGAUAUUUAAACAUAAUUUAGUCCACGUCCGCCUCCAACGUCGGAAAAUAAGCAGAGGUAACUUGAAGUUCCCCGACAAGAAGAAUCCACUGAGUAAGAAGCCGAUCAUCUCCAGUGAAAUUUUUUGUACACUCGUUCUUCGUCAUAUUAGCUUCAGGAGCAAGAGUUUAUACUAAUUCAUCUUACUCGUAUUUUUUUUAGCCUUACAUACAGUUGGCAGCUUACCAUGAACAAUCACGGAGGUGAGCCCGUCUAUUCUCCACGCGACAGCCGCACAGGCCCGCUUUACCAGGUCGCAGCGCCCUGUUCGCCCGUCGGACCGUAUUACGCAGCUGCCGGCCAUCCUCCGUCUGGUGGCCAGCCCUCUAUUAUUGCGAGCCCCUACAUGGUUGUGCAGCAAGGCCCCCAUUGUCCUCCGGUGCUGUACCAGCCCGCAUAUCCACAGGGAGUAGACCCGGCUUACGACCCUGCCGCAUUUCAAAGCCCGGCAUAUCAUCCACAACAGCACCGUGGUCGCGAUUUCCCCGCCGAUGCGCUUUUUGGAUAUGAUCAAGAUGACGGUCUGCAUGACCACGAUGACAAUGACGACGACGGCGAGGAUGAUCCUAGCCACGACGUUGCGGAACUCGAGGACGGGCCGCAGGGACAAGGCAAGGCAAAAAGCCGCUCUUGCGUCGCAUGCGCAACUCUGGUGGACACAGUCGGACGGUUCAUCGGGCUCCGAGAACGCGAAAGUAAGAAAGCAGUCUUGAUCCGCAACCUGAAGCGCCUCCUCUCUCCGGAGCAGGAAGCAAAAAACUGGACGCGGCUUGGCUUCACCGGAACGGUGCUCUUACUGCUCUUCCAACCGGUGGAUCAACGCAACCAAAGCUUGGAUCGUGUUUGUGCCGGCUUGCGUGAGUUGGGUAGCUAUUUGAUGAUUUCGAAUCUGGUCGGUAUUUCCUUUGCGCCUGACUCCUCUGAGGGCAGCCGCAUGGUCGCCUUGCUUGAAGAGUUAGUUCAGGUGACGGCCAAGGUGGGUGUGCAGUCCUUGGGAGCAGAAAAGCUGGUCGACACAUCCCCUACAACAUCAUUGCCAGUGCUUCCACCCGACGGCGGCCUUCGAACGAGAGGUGUCGGAGCACCCCCGCGGCCUUACUUGUCUACUCCUCCUCCUCCUAGUGGCAAUAGUUUUAGCCCGAGCCAGCCUUAUGAAGCCGAGCCUGUCCUAUCAAAAGCAGACGAGGCGGCGGUUGUAAUCGCGGCUUUGAAGGACCCGCACAGCGCUUUGGGGAUCGCACCGCGUGCAGAGCAAGAUGUGAGUGUUUCUAUGGCGACGCUUAUGAGCACCAUGGUGAAGCUGACUAUGUGGCUUUCGUCCACUGUGAUGUUGCUAGGUCUGGUGCUGCUCUACCACAUCAAGCAGCUGCUGUGGCAGCAGAUUAUUCAGAGGCGCGACCACAGCAGUAAGCGCUUCGUGGCGGUGGACUACGCAUCAAUCCUGAUGAACAUUGGCUGUUAUGGUUAGCUUUUAUCCAUCUUUCUCGGCAUCUUGGUCCUCCCCUUUUGUCUUGCAUUCUCAUAAAAUACAAGGGGAAAGGGGUCAAGAGGAGCAGGGGACCAAGAUGGAUCAAAGCUGAUUCUAAGGCUGGGCAGCAUAUCUUAUUGUGCUUGGAGUGAACAUGGUCGUGUGGGCAAUCCCGAUGUCCAUCGUCGCUCUCAACGUGGUGUGGUGGCUGCGCAUGAUCCUCAUCGCGAUUUGGCUCAGCGUCUACCUCUCCUUGGCAACGCGAAUGCAGCGCAUGUUCUACGAAACAAGCCCUCUGCUACUUCUGCACUACCCGUACUUGGGAACCUUUGACCUCGGCGGCUAUCUGCUCUACGUCAUAUUCGUCGACAAGGCAAAGCUGCGAGCCAGAGCGGUCAAGCAGGUACACCUUACAUCGAUGUAUACAUAUUUCCUAGUUGUCAGGCUGGCUCCGCCACUCUAUAAAUAGCUGAUGAUCAGGCACUUACCUCCAUUUUCAUUGCGGUAACAUCGAUACAAAAGAUGAAUUAGAAACUUUUAUUGUGAAUUAUGUACUCCUGGACAGGAGGAACAGGAAGCGCCUCUGUCUUACUGUAUCGAUGAAGACGCGUUAGCAGCUGAGUUUAUUUCACAUAAAAAGAGGCUAUACCCCGCGAGUGGGUACGUCAGUCAAUCAAUCAACCAAUCAAUCACUCAACCAAUCAAUCAGUCAACCAAUCAAUCAGUCAAUGCAUCGGCCUCAUGAUCUCAAUCUCAUCAAAGUAAAGACUCUUGCUUCAUCUCGUGCACAACAGCACAGAGUUGUAUCAUGCAUCCAUGUGAUCAGCAAGUAAGGACAAUCAUCUUGUCCCUAUACAACUUAUUUGCAGGUACACGAGCUGUUAGGACACGAUCUCGCACAGGCUGAGGAUACUGCGUUCUUUGUGCUACAAAACUGUCCCGAGAUUAUCGAAGAGUGGUGCGCAAACUAUGGAGCGGAGAUGCAAGAGUUCACAGGGGACGGAGAAUGCCAGCCCUGUGCUGCCCUCCUGGCGACGAAGGACAGGAUUCCUGGGACCAAGGAUGAUGAAGAACAACAAGGCGGAAGUCAGGGGUUCUCGAACGGAGGUGGAAGCCCGAGUGGCCUUCUCGCGACCCAACUAGCACUCUCCAACGCUGGCACAAGCGUUGCUUCUGCGAACAAGCAAGGCAACUCUUCGGGAGCAGGCUACUCACAAGGUGGAGGACCGCAGGAGGCCACUGUGAUGCAAAGAGUGCUGACCGAGACUCCAACGACGGCAGGUGGAGCAGGAGUUACUCCGGACUCAACACCAGGAGGAGCUGCAGAACAACAGCCCGGAUCUGGUGCAGGAGCAGCAGUAGGCCAGAAUACUAUUAAUGUUCCGCCACCAGCUGCAGCGGUCGUCGAAACCGAUAUUUACGCCCCUAUGCUGCAGCCGACGCAGAGUCAAACCCGAGGCAUGAGCGCUUCGGUGGUGAUCCGCAGUCCUCGAAAUACGGACUGCAGCUCGCGGCUGAGUCAGCGCAGCAGCCUGUUGCAGGUGCCCCAAGGCUACGGAAUGUAUCCCGCGGUCGGUGGUCCACCGGGGGCUGCUGGCAGAACGGGCGGAAAAGGAGGAGGCUUCUCUUUGAGUGCGUUCUUGCAACAGUACAGGCCUUCCAUGAUGCAACGCGUAGCUCGCCAGCGCCAUCAGGACGCUACGCCACGCUUGCAGUCGCAUGCGGAGUCAGAACUAUCUCAACGCGGAAGCACUGUUGAGCAGGGGGACGGGCAGGCAGCAAAUAAUAUAAACAUUGCUCGAGGAAGUGACAGGGAGUCAGCGUCGCAGAACACUAGUGGCAAUAUGGUUCCUAGAGCAGAUGGCACUAGAUCUGUCGCGUCUCGCAAUAGCGCGCGACAGCAGGCAGGGGCAGGUGAAGCGACAGAAACUCGUGGCAACGCGAUGCAGAGCGCUGCUCCAGAAGAGAGCCAACGUCUGCUCGAUGACGCAGAUGAGAAAUGA